CAUUCUUUUCCCCAAACAGAAAAGGAACCACAAAAUGGACCCCUCGUUCCCCUCCUCCCUCGCCGCCCUCCACUUCCCCUCCUCCGAGCAGCAAUCCAUCAGCCAGACGCUGACGGCGCUGCGCCGCUCCGCCCUAACCGUGACCAACCGGCUGACCAGCAUCGCGACGGACGCGCAGUUCGUGGCCGAGGUGCGCGACCACUACGCCCUCCCGUUGAUCGCCAACGAGCGGUGCGGCAGCUGGUACAUCGCGCCGCGCGACAAGACGGGCAGCGUGUACUUCAAGAGCACGGACGGACACACCGGGGUGUGGGAUUUCAGCUCGCGUAGACUCAAUCUGCAGGUGUUGGGCGUGGCGGGGCAGUAUGGGGGAUGCAUAAUCGUAGAUUCGACGCGGCGGGGUAAAUUAAUGCCCGACGCCCUGUCGAAAACAAUCCCCAUCUGGACGGCCGUGCUCAACCGCGCCCUCUUCCCCGACGCCCAAGCCUACCACCCCGUGCAAUUCCCCCCGAACUUCCUGCCGGCCUCGGAAGAAUCCCAGAUCGAGCGGCGAAUCGACGGCUUCGUUAGGGACUUGCUGAACCUAAACCUCUCCCUCCCCACCCUCCGCACCCAACUCGCCCGCCCCAUUCGCCUCGCCUGGGCCAACAGAGCCUACUUCCACCCGACCACGCUCACUGCCUCCCCGGACGGCGAAUACAACCUCUUCGUGCUGUGCUCGGCCUCAAAGCGCGUGCACGGCGCUGAGAUCUCCGCCGGCGGGUACAUCCAGGGCGCCGGAGACGACAGCGAGAGCUGGGCGCUGGGGCUCACGGCCCCGCUGUUCUGGGCGCACAAGGACGAGCUCCUGCGGCGGAAUGAGGAGGAUAUUCCCGGGUUGAUUGCGGAGUUGCUGGCGCGGGAGAAGGAGGGGAGGUCUCCUCCCGGUGGGCACGAGCAGGGGGCGGAAGGGAAGGCGGUGCGGAUUGCUCCCACGAGGAAUCUGUUUCUGGGGCGAGCGGGGGAUUUUGCAGACACAAAGGGUGGGGUUGGGUUCGAUCUGGUGGUGGAUUGUAAUGCCAGACCCGAGACGACGGCUGCGCAAGGCAGGAGGCUGGAUUUGGGCUGCGGACCGGCGAAGUUGGGCAGUCGGGAUCUGCGCAAGAGCCUCGACCGCGUGCGGGAGUUCGUCAGGGAGCAUCUGUUACACAACCCGGAGGCGUCGGUGCUGGUGGUGUGCGAGUCUGGCCGGGAUCUGUCGGUUGGCGCCUUGUUGGCGAUUCUGUGUUUGUUUUAUGAUGACGAGGGAAACCUCACCCCCACCGAGAGGAAGAGUAUCGGCAAGCAGUUCAUUCGGCAGCGGUUGGCCUGGAUCACCCUGUGCAAGCCGGAUGCGAACCCCUCGCGCUCGACCUUGCAGUCGGUUAAUGCGUUCUUGAUGGAGAGGCCGGAUUAUUGAGGUGGACAGGAAAGGUUGGAUAGAGUAUCGGCAG
Molecule: messenger RNA, 1472 nt
Organism: Aspergillus brunneoviolaceus CBS 621.78
Lineage: Eukaryota; Fungi; Ascomycota; Eurotiomycetes; Eurotiales; Aspergillaceae
Product: initiator tRNA phosphoribosyl transferase family protein
Exons: 6
Coding region: 35-1438 (467 amino acids)
Biological process (GO): charged-tRNA amino acid modification
Cellular component (GO): cytoplasm
Molecular function (GO): tRNA adenosine(64)-2'-O-ribosylphosphate transferase activity
Source: RefSeq, a predicted model, not a curated record